This is a messenger RNA of Limulus polyphemus (Atlantic horseshoe crab), 866 nucleotides long. RefSeq names its product copine-8-like. Lineage: Eukaryota; Metazoa; Arthropoda; Merostomata; Xiphosura; Limulidae. Gene Ontology annotation, biological process: cellular response to calcium ion. Gene Ontology annotation, molecular function: calcium-dependent phospholipid binding. The transcript is spliced from 10 exons. The record is from RefSeq and is a predicted model, not a curated record. The coding region runs from base 108 to 866 and encodes 252 amino acids. Gene Ontology annotation, cellular component: plasma membrane.
GAAAUAAAACAGUUAGGGUUAGCUAAUAUUAGAAAGUAGCAUAGGAAAGCGUAAUCGUUAGUGUAUAAAAACAGAAAACGUUGAUUUCAAGCAUUUUAUUUUAUAAUAUGGCAACUUAUAUGUCUCAGCCUUUUCAACCAGGUGUAGCCUCCGUACCAACAACUAAAGUCGAACUUAGUAUUUCAUGCAGAAACUUGCAAGAUAAAGACAUCUUUUCAAAGUCUGACCCAAUGUGUGUUCUCUUUGUAAAAGAAUCAGAUGGAGAAAAGUACCAUGAGUUUGGAAGAACAGAAAUGAUCAAGAAUACCUUGAAUCCCGACUUUGUUAAAAAAUUUGUCAUUGAUUAUCGAUUUGAGGAAAUUCAGAAGCUCAAGUUUGAAAUCUAUGACAUCGACACUACCAGUCCCAGAUUACAGACACAUGACUUCUUAGGUAAGAUGGAAUGCACUUUAGGAGAAAUAGUGUCUUGUCAAGGAACCCAGUUUCGAAGAAAUCUUCAGGGAACAAGGUACCAUCCAUCCUACAUAAUAGUGGUAUCUGAAGAAGUGGGAUCCUGUAAGGAAUUAGCAAUCAUGCAGUUCUUGGCUAUUCAUCUUGACAAAAAAGAUUUUUUUGGAAAGUCUGAUCCAUUUCUGUGUUUUUACAGGUGUAAUGAAGAUAACAGUUACUCAGUUGUUCAUAAAACAGAGGUUAUCAAGUGCACACUAAACCCUACAUGGAAACCCUUCACCAUACCUGUUAGAAGGUUGUGUAAUGGUGAUUAUGAUAGAUCUAUUAAAGUAGAAUGCUAUGAUUGGGACAGUGAUGGAAGUCAUCUAAUUAUGAGCCUAGAACCCCCUGCACCAUUUUUGCGACUAGUACAUUAA